GAUACCCAUCACAAGAAAUGUUUGGGAUAAGGAACUGGAACUUGUAAUGAAGUCAGCCUGGAUUUAAAGGCAAGAAGAAGAAAAUAUUUUUGAAUUUAGAGUGCAAUCUGGAAGAAGUUUGUGAUGACAUCCAAGUUUCCAUCUGUCAUUCCAAGAUUUCGGGAAUCAUAUACAUUUGCAAAUAAAGAUUUAUCGAAAUGGUUCCCAGGACACAUGCAUAAAGGAAUGAAACAAAUGCAGCGGAAGUUGAAAAUGGUAGACUGCAUCCUGGAAGUCCAUGAUGCAAGAAUUCCAUUUAGUGGAAGGAAUCCUAACUUCUACCAUCUCCUAACAGCUGUUAAACCUCAUAUUCUGGUGUUAAACAAGGUGGACUUAGCAGAUGUAACCUCUCAGAAGCAGAUAGAACAAUCUUUAAAAGAACAAGGCAUAAACAAAAUAAUCUUUACCAACUGCAAAGAUCAGAAAGACAGAGGACUAAAAAAGGUUCUACCAACUGUUACAGAUCUAGUGACAAACACUGAACGAUAUAAUCGAGUUGAGUCCAAGGAGUUUCAUUUGAUGGCCAUUGGUGUUCCUAAUGUUGGCAAAUCUUCCUUGAUCAACAUGUUAAGGCAUCGUCAUCUCAAAAAAGGAAAGGCUUCUAGAGUUGGAGCUUUGGCUGGAAUAACCAGAAGUGUAUUGGAAAGAAUCAAAAUAUCUGAAGAUCCCCCAAUCUACCUUUUAGAUACCCCUGGGAUAUUAGCUCCAAGUGUAAAGAAUGUAGAGGUGGGCCUUCGAUUAGCCUUAUGUGCCACGAUUAAAGACCAUCUUGUUGGAGAAGAUGUAAUUGCCGAUUAUUUGUUAUAUUGGCUAAACAAACAUCAGAACUUCUCGUAUGUGCAGUAUCUUGGAAUUGAUGAACCCAGUGAUGAUAUUCGAUUGGUUCUUCUAAAAACAGCUGUUAACCUUGGGAAGACAGUUAAGGUUCUUUCAUCGGAAGGCUCUUGGGUGCAGAUGCCAAACCUACAAGCAGCUUCUAGCCAUUUCAUCAAAGGGUUUAGGGAAGGAAAGUUUGGUAAAGUUCUUCUUGAUGACGAGUUUCUCUGACAAACAUGUGUUGCUGUAUAUUAAUACCAGAAUAGUUUGUAAAUAUUCUAAUAAAUAUGAUAGUAACAAUUAUAACGUAGCAAUGACUUGAGAAUAUAAACAUAUUUUAAUUGUUUA
Molecule: messenger RNA, 1203 nt
Organism: Limulus polyphemus (Atlantic horseshoe crab)
Lineage: Eukaryota; Metazoa; Arthropoda; Merostomata; Xiphosura; Limulidae
Product: mitochondrial GTPase 1-like
Exons: 12
Coding region: 124-1086 (320 amino acids)
Cellular component (GO): mitochondrion
Molecular function (GO): GTPase activity; GTP binding
Source: RefSeq, a predicted model, not a curated record